UGACAAAUUUUUCCGUUGGUGUCUUUCUGUAGGAAGCCAUUGAAUCAUUCAAAGAAGCUCUGAAGCAGAAAGCAGACUUCAUAGAUGCAUAUAAAAGUCUGGGACAAGCCUACAGAGAACUUGGCAACUUCGAUGCUGCUACAGAGAGCUUCCGGAAGGCUUUACUGCUAAAUCAAAAUCAUGUUCAGACGUUACAGCUCAAAGGAAUGAUGCUUUAUCAUCAUGGUAGCUUAGAUGAAGCACUAAAGAAUUUUAAGAGAUGUCUACAGCUAGAACCAUACAAUGAAGUAUGCCAGUACAUGAAAGGUCUCAGCCAUGUUGCAAUGGGACAGUUUUAUGAAGGCAUAAAAGCUCAGACUAAAGUUAUGUUAAAUGAUCCACUACCGGGUCAGAAGGCCAGCCCAGAAUAUCUGAAAGUGAAAUACCUCCGAGAGUAUUCUAGGUACUUGCACGCGCAUUUGGAUACCCCUCUUACAGAGUAUAAUAUUGAUAUAGAUCUUCCUGGAAAUUUCAAGGACCACUGGGCCAAAAAUCUUCCUUUUCUAAUAGAAAAUUAUGAAGAACAGCCAGGGUUACAGCCACAUAUAAAAGAUGUGUUAUUUCAGAAUUUUGAAAGCUAUAAGCCUGACGUGCAAGAACUCGUAUGUGUAGCUGAUCAUCUGGGUUCCAUGAUGCAGUAUGAGACACCAGGAUUUCUUCCAAAUAAAAGAAUACAUAGAGCAAUGGGAUUGGCCACCCUAGAAGUAAUGCAAGCUGUGCAGCGGACUUGGGCAAACUCAAAAGUUCGUAUGAAUGGGAAAACCAGACUGAUGCAGUGGAGAGAUAUGUUUGAUAUAGCUGUGAAGUGGCGAAGGAUAGCUGACCCUGACCAGCCUGUGCUUUGGUUGGACCAAAUGCCUGCCCGAAGCCUUAGCAGAGGUUUCAAUAAUCACAUUAACUUAAUCAGGGGACAGGUCAUUAACAUGCGGUACCUGGAAUAUUUUGAGAAAAUUCUUCAUUUUAUCAAAGAUAGGAUCCUUGUUUAUCAUGGUGCUAAUAAUCCAAAAGGACUAUUAGAGGUUCGAGAAGCUUUGGAAAAGGUACAUAAAGUAGAAGAUCUUCUUCCCAUAAUGAAGGUAAAUUAA
Fulmarus glacialis (Northern fulmar) is the source of this 1124-nucleotide messenger RNA. Its product is annotated as tetratricopeptide repeat protein 13-like. Lineage: Eukaryota; Metazoa; Chordata; Aves; Procellariiformes; Procellariidae. The record is from RefSeq and is a predicted model, not a curated record. The annotation marks the transcript as partial. Gene Ontology annotation, molecular function: protein binding. The transcript is spliced from 9 exons.